Messenger RNA from Limanda limanda (common dab), 1493 nucleotides. It is a transcript of the gene colec10, whose product is annotated as collectin sub-family member 10 (C-type lectin). Lineage: Eukaryota; Metazoa; Chordata; Actinopteri; Pleuronectiformes; Pleuronectidae. The transcript is spliced from 8 exons. The record is from RefSeq and is a predicted model, not a curated record. Gene Ontology annotation, cellular component: multivesicular body; rough endoplasmic reticulum. Bases 157 to 1107 code for a protein of 316 amino acids.
GCUCAUUAGUGCAGCUCUGAUCCUCUGCUCCUGCAGUUAAACCCUUCUCUUUUUGCAGUAUAGCGACACUUCACACAGUUGAUGUGUUGGUGCUAGCAUCUUCCUGCUUAAAGAAAUAUAAAGCUGGGUAUCUUCGUCUGGGACGAUCGGGAGAUAAUGGCGAAAAAAUGCAACACAACACUGUUGGAGCUCUGUUUGUGUGUGGCCGUGUUAAACUCCAUCUCCGCUUCUCCAGAGGUCUGCACCAAUUCCCUUCUGCCUGGAGCUAAAGGAGACCAAGGCGAGGUUGGAGAGGAGGGAGAUCAGGGGAAACUGGGGAAAAACGGACCACCGGGACUUCAAGGCGCACCAGGAGAGAAGGGACUCAGAGGAGAGGUGGGAACCACAGGAAAGAUGGGAGCUGCUGGAGAUAAAGGGGACAAAGGUGAUACAGGUGUGGAUGGGCCCUCUGGUCUGAAAGGGAAACCAGGCACCACAUGUGACUGUGGCAGGUACAGGAAAGUGGUCGGUCAGCUGGACGUCAACACGGGCAAACUGAGGAGCGCUGUCAAGUUUUUGAAAAAUGUCAUCCUGGGGCUGAAGGAGACGGAGGAGAGGUACUACCUGCUGGUGAAGGAACCCAAGAGGUUCAGAGAGGCGUCGAUGAACUGUAAGCUCAGAGGAGGCUCACUGGCCAUGCCCAAAACCACCGACGACAACCGACUCAUGGCAGACUACGUCAGUCGCGCAGGACUGACGCAAGUUUACAUUGGUGUGCAGGCUCAAAGCAAGGACACAAAUGGAACAAGCAGCUAUGUGUACGCAGACUCCAGCCCCCUGCAGGGGUUUGCAGCCUGGAGUCAAGACGAGGUGCUAAACUCCAGCUUAUCUUCAACCACAAACUCCAGCUGUGUGGAGCUGCUCAGCACUGGAACGUGGGGCCGUGUGGAGUGUGAGGCCUCCAUGUUUUUCAUCUGCGAGUUCCCAAAGAGCAGGAGAAGAGGAGGGAGGACGGGUGCUCCUGAGCUGGGUUCUCUGCUGGUGGCUCCCACAGAGGGAGUCAAGUGGCCUCAACACACUUGGAGUACCGCUGCCUUCACUUACAAAAGGGGCAAGACGAACACAUGAUGAUUAAUAAGGAAUGACUGCAUAGUUAUAAAAAAAAUAAAACACAUUUAGGGUGUGGAGAAUGUUAUGGAGGAGCAGGUCUUUGUCCUUUCGUUAUUACAAACACACCCUCAGGAUUUUUAUGACAUGCUUAGCCAUGAUAAAAGCAAAUGCUGAUGGAAAUUGAUUAGCAUGAAACCAUUACCAACUUGUCAGUGUCAGUACAAGAAGAAGUGCAUCAUUUUAUUAUAUGGAUAUUAUUGUUGUACGGGCUGGACGAUAAAUGAGUGGAUUGAAAUAGAAUCUGUCGAUAGUGAUAGUUAUCACGUUAGAUGUCACAUGAUUAUUGUGUCCUUUUUCUCCUAAUGAAGGUUGUGCUCUUAUAUUGAACAUUUGUUAGAGUGUUA